AUGCUCCGCGGCAGCAGACUGCCAGCGUCACUGUCACACACAACAUGUAGAGCCUACUCAGCGACCACAGGUACACGAAAGGUGCGCGUUCUAUCCAACGGCUCGGUCGAGACGUUUCGGCGCGAUGCCUUCCAGCCAGCAGUGCCCGCGGUGCUGCCCAGCAAGCAUUUCGCAGCCAUGCCGGCCAUACACAAAUGGUUCCUGAAGUCGGCCGACAACGAGAGCAUCGCCCUCAACGCGUCCUACCUCGCCAAGUUCGGCGCUACGAUAGUCCCCCUGGAGAUCAGCAACUACGACAGCUUCUCUCGCAUUGAGCAGUCUCUGAGCUUCUUCCUAGAUGCCUCUACCAUGACCACGCCGACUGCUCGAAUCUAUUUGGCCCAGGCCCCUCUGAUGGACUUGCCACGCAGCCUAGUAAACGAUGUACCGACGCCGGACCUAGUAUGUCUCGCAGGGAAGGGUGACUUGUACGACUCUUCGAUCUGGCUGGGACAAGCACCAACAUACACACCACUGCAUCGAGACCCUAAUCCCAACCUAUUCGUCCAACUUGCGGGAACCAAAAUCGUCAGGCUAUAUAAGCCGAGCGAUGGCCUUGCUAUAUUUGCCAAAGUGCAAGAGAAUGUGGGCGGUACUGCGAGUGCGUCUAUGCGGGGAGAAGAGAUGAUGCAGGGUGCCGAGAAGAAGGCUCUGGAACGAGAAGUGUGGGAGCAGAAUGACUCGAGCGGCCCCUUGUGCUGGGAAGCAGAGCUCUCGAGUGGAGACGGCCUGUUCAUACCGAAAGGAUGGUGGCAUAGCAUCAAAGGCGUCGGUGGAGGCAUGACUGGAUCUGUCAAUUGGUGGUUCCGAUGA
Messenger RNA from Fulvia fulva, 852 nucleotides. Its product is annotated as Lysine-specific demethylase JMJ30. The record is from RefSeq and is a predicted model, not a curated record. NCBI's taxonomy places the organism in Eukaryota, Fungi, Ascomycota, Dothideomycetes, Mycosphaerellales, Mycosphaerellaceae. The transcript is spliced from 2 exons. Bases 1 to 852 code for a protein of 283 amino acids. Gene Ontology annotation, molecular function: 2-oxoglutarate-dependent dioxygenase activity.